Molecule: messenger RNA, 1656 nt
Organism: Cuscuta campestris
Lineage: Eukaryota; Viridiplantae; Streptophyta; Magnoliopsida; Solanales; Convolvulaceae
Source: the annotation of a GenBank genome assembly
GUAAUUUUUCGCAUGAGAAGGGAAGAACUUUUAACCCCAAAUUGGAUUGCUUUUGAAGAGUUAUAGACGGAUUUAAGCAAAUUAGAGGAAUGAGAGCACAAAAAUAGAGAUCGGGUAAUGCCAUAUAGAUACCAAAAAGCAUAAGCCAUAAAUUAUGGUAAAGGUUUUCCAGCUCUCUGAAUCUGCCAUAUAUUCUACAAUUACUUCUCUUACCGAGGUAGUGUGCAACAUUGGGUGUCCAUUUUUGUCAAGACAUUCCCUUAAAAAAUCUAUUUGAUUUUAGACAGUAAUGUCGUUAGAAAGGAGUACAAUUGAUAUUGAGACGUGGGAUGGGACCAUUUCAUCUGGAGAGUUCUACUUUUCCAAUUGUUCAUUUGCUGAGAAAUGGAAGAAGUUUAACUCUGCUCUUCCUCAAUGGUCAUGGUGCAGAUGCCCAGAGUUACUUGGGUUUCCUUCAUCUCGAGUAGAAGGAUAUCUACGUGUGGAUGGCAUAAUUCCUCCUCGCAGGUCUACUAUGGAGGAUAACCAUGAAUGUGAUGAUGGUGGAUUAAAAGAGAUGGUUUGCUUGGAGGAAGAGGAGUUUAUUGACAGUGCUGCAUUGGUUCAACCUGAGAGGCAUGAAAGGUGCCAUUAUGACUUCCAUGUUGUUUACAGCUUAUCCUAUGGGGUCCCUGUGCUAUAUUUCCGAGCAUACUCGAGCGAUGGACAACCUUUGGCAUUGCACGAUAUAGAAACAGACAUGCCUGCAAUCACAAGACAAGAGCUGUCAUCGUUCAAAUGGACCUUUAUAACUCAAGAGGAUCACCCUUACCUGAACCAUCCAUGGUUCACGCUACAUCCGUGCGGGACUAGUGAGUGGAUGAAGAUGCUCUUUAGUAGGGACACAUCUGCAAUGGCACUUGGUGGAGUGGCUAUUGAUAGAUGUCGUCCGACAAGACGACUAGUGUGCACGUGACGGCCCUGGACGGGCUGGUGAACGUGAAUUCACUGUUCACGGUGGCGGUGUUCGUGGGCCUGUCCAUUGCGACUCCGGGCCAGAGGAGCCUGGAGGAGCGGACGGCCUGCGACGCGGGGAUAGACAAGGUGAGGGGGCUCGUGGUGUACGAGGUUGUCUCCUUCAGCUUCUUCCUCUUCUCUUCCCUGGUGGCUCAGGGCCUGAAGCUGGCCAUAAACCUGCUGACCCGAGACGACACGGACAAGGCCGUCAAGGCCCAUGUCAAUACAAAGGCCCUGAAGUUUGGGAUGUUGGGCUGCGCCAUGGGCUCGAUGUUGGGCUGCUUGUUCUUGAUGAUGUCCAUGGUGAGAGUGAUAGAGAUCAGGCUUGGGGUUCUUUCCUGUAGGAGCAAAUUCUCUUCUUAUUCUGUUGGUGCUUUGGUUUCUUUGGUCUGUUCUGGUCUCUCUCUCUAUCUUUCCACUGCUGUCUAUGCUUUUAUCCACUACUGAGGAAAAAAACAUACCCCCUCAAAUAAAGGUUUUCUUGUUCAUUGUUCUAGAGUCAGUUUUUUUAUAUUAAUCUUUAUUUUUCAUUUGAUAAUAUAUUAUAAUGUUGUCGUAUCUUCUUUUAUAAAACACUUGAUAUACAAAAUAGUUUUAAAAUAUUCUGCAAGUAAUUUUUUUUUAAAUUGCAUGAUGUAGAAAGAAAUCUCUAUGGGGAUU